CCUCGGUUUGCAUGAAGCAGUUAAUAUGGAGGCGUUAUUGACAAGCCCCUCAGAUUUAAAGCAAGAAGAGCCUCCUCUGUCUGGAUCAGUUGUGUGGUUUUAGUUUUGCUGAUCUUACAUUGACAGUCAACCACUCUUGCAGUAAAAUGCAGAUGGCUCCAGUAUACUUCAUUUUUCUUCUGAUGCUUCAGUCUGGACUCUUGAAUGGAGAUGAACCAAACUGUCCUGCUCAUUGUGGAGUACCAGGCACUCCUGGUCUGCCUGGAAGAGAUGGGGCCAUUGGACCUAAAGGAGAGAAGGGAGAGCCAGCUUUUUACUUUACCGUCAUAGGGAUGGUAGGGCCACCAGGUAAAGCAGGACCACCUGGACCCCGAGGACCACCUGGACCCCAAGGAGUAAUAGGGCCACCAGGUCUACCAGGUAUUAAACAUUGGCAUCUUGGAGGUGACACCACAUCUCCAAAAUCUGAGAUCCAGCUUCUAAGUGCAAAGAUUGCCAUGAUAGAGAAAGUUGCAAGUUUUGAUGAAUUCAGAAAGGUUGGAGAGAAAUAUUUUGUUUAUGAUGGCUUUGUAGAAAGUUUCGAUAAGGGGAUUCAAUACUGCAAGGAAAUUGGUGGAGCAAUUGCUUUGCCAAGAAAUGCUGAUGAAAAUAAAGCUUUGGUAAAACUAUCAGUAGCCAGCGGAUUAAGUUUCAACCCGUAUAUUGGAGCCACAGACAGAGAUAAAGAAGGACAGUUUGUAGACACUGAUGGAAAACCCUUGACCUUUACCAACUGGGCUCCAGGUCAACCUGAUGAUUAUUUGGGAGCACAAGACUGUGGUGUUCUCAGAGUGGGGUCUGGUUUUUGGGAUGAUGUUGGUUGUGAUGAUAAACUUCCUGUCAUAUGUGAAAUACAGAUGGCUCCAGUGUACUUCAUUUUUCUUCUGAUGCUUCAGUCUGGACUCUUGAACUGUCCUGCUCAUUGUGGAGUACCAGGCACUCCUGGUCUGCCUGGAAGAGAUGGGGCCAUUGGACCUAAAGGAGAGAAGGGAGAGCCAGCUUUUUACUUUACCGUCAUAGGGAUGGUAGGGCCACCAGGUAAAGCAGGACCACCUGGACCCCGAGGACCACCUGGACCCCAAGGAGUAAUAGGGCCACCAGGUCUACCAGGUAUUAAACAUUGGCAUCUUGGAGGUGACACCACAUCUCCAAAAUCUGAGAUCCAGCUUCUAAGUGCAAAGAUUGCCAUGAUAGAGAAAGUUGCAAGUUUUGAUGAAUUCAGAAAGGUUGGAGAGAAAUAUUUUGUUUAUGAUGGCUUUGUAGAAAGUUUCGAUAAGGGGAUUCAAUACUGCAAGGAUAUUGGUGGAGCAAUUGCUUUGCCAAGAAAUGCUGAUGAAAAUAAAGCUUUGGUAAAACUGUCAGUAGCCAGCGGAUUAAGUUUCAACCCGUAUAUUGGAGCCACAGACAGAGAUAAAGAAGGACAGUUUGUAGACACUGAUGGAAAACCCUUGACCUUUACCAACUGGGCUUCAGGUCAACCUGAUGAUUAUUUGGGAGCACAAGACUGUAGUGUUGUCAGAGUGGGGUCUGGUUUUUGGGAUGAUGUUGGUUGUGAUGAUAAACUUCCUGUAAUAUGUGAAAUAGAAAUCAAAUAAUGUGUUUCAUUCCUUAUAUAAGUAACUAAACAAACGUAUUAUUACACUAUACACUAUAAGCCUUGAUUUUUAUUAAAAUUAAAAUACUACAUGAAUUCAAAAUUCUCAUGUUGCGCUGUCACAAAUCGAUACUGUCCGUUAUUUGUCCCAAUUUCUCAAUAAACAAAUUCAAAUGAUUUCUUUCUGAAAUAAAUAUAAACUCUCAAGUGCGCCUCAUGCUGUUUUCUGGAGGAAUUGACAGACGAGUUAAAGGGGUCAUAGCAUGACAAUGUUAGCAUUGCCACUUUGUAGGUUUGAGCAAAAAUGUGUCGUUUUGGGUGUGUUUUUUAAAAUGCAAAUGAGCGGAUGAAGUGCAAACACUGAUCACAAUGAUGGUGGUUUGUUGUAAUUCAAACUCAAUUGUGCUGUCAAGUCCUUCUUUUUUCUCUCUUUCUCUCUGCACUAAAUAGCAGUGCAGUGGUUGGAUAGUGCAGAUUAAGGGGGCGGUAUUAUUCUAAUAAGAUAUCCUUAUGACAUCAUAAUGAAAGCCAAAUUUCAAUGACCUAUUUUUACUCACACCUACAAAGUGGCAAUGCUAACAUUUUCAUGCCAUGGCUCCCCUUAAUGUCUCUGCGUGUGGAUUAUUUUCACCUCAGUGCCGGUAAGAAUAUUUAGUAAUCUUUAGGGUUAGGGUUUUUUUUAUUCUUCUCAAACUAUUAUUUCAUAACAGUGGCGAGGCUACACACUCAAAUUGACAGCUGGCCCACCAAGUAAAAAUAAAUUUUAUUGGGAAAGCAGGAGAAAUCAUGCAUAAAUGAUAAUAAAUGAUUGUCUCUUUAUAAUCGCUCAAAUGCGCAUCAUUCAGAAAUAAAUAACUAUUUAUAGAAAGUUAACCUUUGCAUGUGUUUUUUAAACCUUGCAAAUGUUAAAGGAGUAGUCUACUCAUUUUCAAUAUUAAAAU
This is a messenger RNA of Paramisgurnus dabryanus, 2574 nucleotides long. Lineage: Eukaryota; Metazoa; Chordata; Actinopteri; Cypriniformes; Cobitidae. The record is from RefSeq and is a predicted model, not a curated record.